GCGAGCCCGCGGCGCAUGUCAUUUGCUCAGCAUAUCAGCAAGUCGCUGUACCACCGGCGGCGGCUGACACUAGCAAACACCACGCCCGGCGUCGGCACACCGGAGGAGCGGCAGCUGCACUUGCAGCUAUACUACAAGCACACCAGCAGCCGCAAAACGCGCUGGCAGCCCAUGCUGAUUGAGUGGGACCAAAUUGCAGAGGAGCAACGGCAGCUUGGCAGCAGCAGCAUCAGGCCCAAAACAACAGUGCACAAGCUUAAGCAGCACCAGCAGCAGACCCUGGACACUGCCCUGCACCAAUCUCUCCCCCAAACAGGCGUUGGCGAGGCGGCUUCAGCGGCGGCCGCAACGGCGGCGGCUGCGGGCGCAACAGGCCC
Molecule: messenger RNA, 377 nt
Organism: Monoraphidium neglectum
Lineage: Eukaryota; Viridiplantae; Chlorophyta; Chlorophyceae; Sphaeropleales; Selenastraceae
Exons: 1
Source: RefSeq, a predicted model, not a curated record